Messenger RNA from Talaromyces proteolyticus, 1551 nucleotides. Its product is annotated as putative bZIP transcription factor. The record is from RefSeq and is a predicted model, not a curated record. Gene Ontology annotation, biological process: regulation of DNA-templated transcription. The coding region runs from base 1 to 1551 and encodes 516 amino acids. NCBI's taxonomy places the organism in Eukaryota, Fungi, Ascomycota, Eurotiomycetes, Eurotiales, Trichocomaceae. Gene Ontology annotation, molecular function: DNA-binding transcription factor activity. The transcript has 2 exons.
AUGGACGCGCCAGGCGAUGAUGACUCUGGCCUUCACGGCGGCGACUUCUCCUCCAGAUCCUCCGCGUCGGCCUUUUCGUUCGUCGUGCCGCUGGCAGCAGGCAACUCUAGUGUCAACCCCGACCCCAAUAUCGCAUCGUCUCCCGCGGCGUCGAUGCCCGGUGGAGCAGACGCCGGAGAUGGUGGAGGAUUCGACGAUGCCGCCACUUCGCAUGCCGGGAGAAAGCGCAAGGCUGCUAGCAAUUCGACACUGCGAGGCGUCGCCAAUCUGACACCAGAGCAGCUGGCGAGAAAACGCGCGAAUGACAGGCAGGCACAGCGAGCAAUUCGCGAGCGCACAAAGGCGCAGAUCGAAGCACUGGAACAGCGGGUUCGCGAUCUCUCGUCGCAGCAGCCAUAUCAAGACCUGCAGAAAUUGGUGGCAGAAAAGGACACGAUUCUAGCUGAGAAUGAAGAUAUCAGGCGGCGACUGUCGACUGUGAUGGGCAUACUGCAUCCGCUACUAGACAGAGCUGGCUCAGGGAACAAAUCAGCCAAUGUCUCGCCCGCGCAGGUCGAAGCCACACAUCCGUCGCCCUUCACCGAUAGAAGCCACGACACCCCUAUAAGCGUCGAAUCUGUCCCCCUAGAUCCUUCAGAUUCCACCCCCGAGAGUGCCUAUGCGAACCAUGGCGUUGUUCGGGGGUGGCAGAGACUGGAUCCCACGAGCUUCGUCAAUCCAGCCCCGGCUCCGCGUCAACCCAAUAAAAUGCUAGGCGAAAAGUUGAUUUUGAACUUCCUCGUUGACAAUCCGAACCAAAUACCUAAGAUUGACGAUAUCCACAAAUUUUCCGAAGCGUUACAAGUCUCCGACCAACCCCCAUCCAUUGAUCUUUCCACCUCGUCCGACCAGCCUCUGGCAUAUAUGAUUCCAGUUCGUAACGUACCACCAACCUGCGCGCUCGACACCAUUUUUCUCGACUUUCUUCAUGACCGUCGUCGCGACCUAUCAGACGGCUCUCGCCAACGUCUGGCGUAUCCAAGCGUGUCGUCCCUUCUGAAUCCCGCCGAAGACAGUCCAUACUCAUACUCCAUAUCAAAAGUCUUCAGCGACAUCCUGCGCGCGUUCCCCGACAUAUCCUCCCUACCCGAGCAAGUAGGCACGCUAUAUAUCAUGUUCCAGCUUAUGCGCUGGCAGAUGGAUCCAACGCAGCAGAACUACGACCGCAUGCCGGACUGGCUCACACCACGGCCCGCGCAACUAUUCACACCCCAUCCCGCCUGGGUCGAUUACCUCUUGUGGCCGCAGGUCCGAGACCGGCUUGUAUACAACUACCGCAACUACCCCUUCGAGAACUGGUUCGGGCCUUACACACGAACAAUAUCGUGCAAUUGGCCGUACGAAGCCACGGACUGUCUACUGCACAACACCGACUCGGACGAAUUGCUGAUCAACCCUGUGUUCGAGCGGCAUGUACGCAAUCUGAGGAACUGGACUCUCGGUACCGAGUUUGCAGAGGCGUAUCCUGGACUAGUUGACGUUAUAAACAUCAAGCCUGAAAGAAGAAAUUGA